Molecule: messenger RNA, 1044 nt
Organism: Ictidomys tridecemlineatus (thirteen-lined ground squirrel)
Lineage: Eukaryota; Metazoa; Chordata; Mammalia; Rodentia; Sciuridae
Source: RefSeq, a predicted model, not a curated record
UGAGUGGUCAUUGAAGAUAAGAAAGGAAAUGAGAGUUGUUGACAGGCAAAUAAGAGAUAUCCAAAGAGAAGAGGAAAAAGUGAAGCGAUCGGUGAAAGAUGCUGCCAAGAAGGGCCAGAAAGACGUGUGUGUGGUCCUGGCCAAGGAGAUGGUCAGGUCCAGGAAGGCCGUGAGCAAGCUGUAUGCAUCCAAAGCUCACAUGAACUCUGUGCUCAUGGGGAUGAAGAACCAGCUCGCCGUCCUGAGAGUGGCUGGUUCCCUGCAGAAGAGCACAGAAGUCAUGAAGGCCAUGCAGAGUCUUGUGAAGAUCCCAGAAAUCCAGGCGACCAUGAGGGAGCUGUCCAAAGAGAUGAUGAAGGCUGGGAUCAUAGAAGAAAUGCUGGAGGACACUUUUGAAAGCAUGGAUGACCAAGAAGAAAUGGAAGAAGAAGCCGAAAUGGAAAUUGACAGGAUUCUCUUUGAAAUCACAGCAGGGGCCCUGGGCAAAGCACCCAGUAAAGUGACGGAUGCCCUGCCUGAGCCUGAGCCUGAGCUUGAGGGAGCCACAGCGGCCUCGGAGGACGAAGAGGAGGAAGAGGCUCUGGAGGCCAUGCAGUCCCGGCUGGCCACCCUCCGCAGCUAGGCCUCUGCCUGGCCCUGGCCUCUCCGUGGUCUCACGGGCGCUGACUCGGGAGAGCCCCGUCCUUGCAUCUCUUGCACUCCAACCGUCGUGAGCGUAACAUUUGGAAAAGGUUCUGUGCUUGCAUCCCUGCACUCCACGAAGGCUCUGGGCUCUUGAAGGUGGUGCAGUGGACACCCCAUCUUCAGAAGGAGGGGCCAAAGUGUCUUAUGGGGGAGGGCCGAGGUCCACUUCCUCAUGAUGCAAGUCUCAGAACAGAGUUGGUUGCCCAGAUGUUGAGGGCUCUGUACUCUGUGUGUGUGAUUGUGAGAGAGUGUGUGUGUGUGUGUGUGUGUGUGUGUGUGUGUGUGUGUGAAAGAGAGAGAGAGAAAGAGAGAGAAGCACUGUGUAAAUGGAUUUUAAUAAAUUCUGCUUUAACACUUGGC